AUGGUGGCUAAAACUGAAGGCAAGGCGAUUGGUAUCGAUUUGGGUACCACCUACAGCUUCGUCGGAGUGAGGCUAAAUGACAGGGUCGAGAUCAUCGCCAAUGAUCAGGGUAAUAGGACUACGCCUUCGUAUGUCGCAUUCACUGAUACCGAGAGGUUGAUUGGUGAUGCUGCCAAGAAGCAAGUCGCCAUGAAACCCUCCAACAUAGUGUUUGAUGCCAAGCGACUCAUUGGUCGGCGGUUUUCUAAUCCGUCUGUACAGAGUGGCAUGAAGCUCUGGCCCUUCAAGGUUAUUCCUGGCCCCAGUGACAAGCCCAUGAUUGUUGUUCAAUUCAAGGGCGAAGAGAAACAUUUCGCCGCUGAGGAGAUUUCGUCCAUGGCCUUGACCAAGAUGAGGGAGACUGCGGAGGCAUAUUUGGGUUAG
This is a messenger RNA of Nelumbo nucifera (sacred lotus), 423 nucleotides long. The record is from RefSeq and is a predicted model, not a curated record. NCBI's taxonomy places the organism in Eukaryota, Viridiplantae, Streptophyta, Magnoliopsida, Proteales, Nelumbonaceae.